AUGCUAAACUCUGAUAAUUUCAUUCUCACUAAUGGCUCAUUGCUUAAUAAAGUCUAUAAAGAUCCAGAACCUUUCUAUAUUCAGCCAGCAAAUUCACAAACAACACUUUUAUACGUACAAACUUUCGAAAUUGAUCAAUCAUGUAGUACAAUUGAUUUCGUUCUUAAUUACUACAAAGAUUCGGUUCAGAUAACAUCAGAUUUAAUGAAAGACUCAAAAUCUUAUUGUAUUGCUUUUGCAAGCUCUUCUUACAUGAAUUAUUACUUCUACAAAGAAUCUAUGACAAAUGACAUCCCGUAUAUUUACAAUUCCUAUAAUACUUAUUCAUAUGCAGUUUCUUUGUCUUAUUACAACACUUAUUCAAUAGGAAUGACAAAAUUCUGCAUAUUUAAGCUUACUACAGGCACUCUAGAACAUACAGGAUCCGCUGGAUUAAGUACAAUGUCUUUUUAUUCUGGAUCAAGUACAAAUAUCGUAACAAACGGAAUUUAUUACUAUCUAGGAGUUAGUCAUAUUCUCCCUCAAUCAAUUAACUCUAAUUCUGAACAAGAAAGAACAAUUAGUGUAAAUAACGACUAUAUACCACUCCAACCAGGUUCUUACAGCCUUACAUUCGCAUCAGGACAAUCAUAUCUUGUUAACUCAUCAUCUUUCGUUAUAUUUCAUACACCAAAAUCAAAAAAUUCAAAUGAUGUCACAGUUACAGCGAAAUCUGGCAAGAAUUCCAAGAAAAUAUUGGGAGACACAAACAUCUAUGCCGUUUUCUACGAAUCUCCUGGCCAAAUUAUACUCAAUACAACUAAAAAAUAUUCAACAGUUCUUAUGACGGUUUUUUCAUCGACAAACAACGAUGAAAAGUGCGACUCAAGAAUUGUAUUGCUCGGAAAUACAUCACAGACCAUUAUAACUGAUAAUUUUCCGAAAGAAUAUCAACUUGAUGAAUUUUUCAUCGCAAAAAAGGACAAACACUACUGUUUUUAUUCAGCAUUUGUACCGGGAUAUGUAAAUAUUACGACAGAAGAGCUUGGAUCCCUUUCUGCGACAACUUAUGAUACAAGUGACUACUAUUACUCAACGUAUACCUUAAAUAUAUACCGCUAUCCUGUCUUGUUUAUUGUCAGUCGUAUUUAUUCCAGCUCCGAUUACGGCGCAUUUGUUAUUUUUUCCAAAAGUUUUGAAUAUGGCUACAAAUCUGCUAUAUUAAAGGACGAUUCGAAGGCAGAUUCGCGAUUUAUAUACAUAUCUGACUACGAUCCCACAAAAUACAUUAUAAUUGGUGUUAUUUGCGGUGUUAUAUUUAUUAUUUUAAUUGUUUUGUGCAUUGUUUGCUGUUGCUGCAAGAAGAAAAAGAAAGUUACUGGAGAGAAUGAGAAUUGCUCUUCUUCAUCAUCUUCUGAGAACAGAAUUCGUGUAAGUUCUGGAGGGAACCACAUUUUAUACAGAACUCCCCCUCAAUAUCCUCACCCUCCAAAUUUGAACUACGAAAUACAGCCUCCACAGUACAGUCCUGAGCCAAUCAACCCGUAUAUGGCUCCUGUAAUCCCAGAACAACCAAGAAUGUACUAUCCUGCAAUAUCACAAGAAGAUUCAAACUUGAAGUUGGAUUAUGUCAAUGGACCAAUACAUGAUCCGAAUGGAUACAUACCACACAGCAUUCCUAACUCAGGACGAGACCAAAUUUAUCCCCAAAAACCAGAUAAUAUUGUAACUAAUCCUUAUGAAUAA
Trichomonas vaginalis G3 is the source of this 1725-nucleotide messenger RNA. RefSeq names its product Wnt and FGF inhibitory regulator family. The transcript has a single exon. The record is from RefSeq and is a predicted model, not a curated record. Lineage: Eukaryota; Parabasalia; Trichomonadida; Trichomonadidae. The coding region runs from base 1 to 1725 and encodes 574 amino acids.